AUGACGGCCAUCGGGUCCAUCACGGUGCAAGUUGCGCCCGCCAAGCCGGCCGCAGAGGGCCAGCCAGCGGUGUCUGGCGUCUACAGAAACAAGGCCUCGGCGGAGGCGCUGCCCGAGACUUACAGUGGCUGCAGCACGCUGUAUGAGCUGUUCAACAAGUCGGUGGAGCUGUAUGGCGGCAACAGGUGCCUGGGCUGGCGCCCGGUGGCAGAGGACGGCACUGCCGGCCCUUACCAGUUCAUCACUUACAAGGAGACGCAAGAGCGGGCUGUGCAGCUGGCUGCGGCGCUCAGCAAGGCCGGCUUCAAGCCCAAGGACAAGUUGGGCAUCUACUCAGCCAACAAUGUGGAGUGGAUGCUGGCCAUCCGGGCGUGCGACGUGCUGAGCGGUACCAUCGUCCCCAUCUACGACUCCCUGGGCGAGUCUGCUGUGGAGUACAUCGUCAACCACUCGGAGAUUUGCAUGGCGCUGGUGGACACACCCAACCUGGCCAACUUCUCCAAGGCGGCAGACAAGGUCAAGCAGCACGUCGGCACGGUCAUCUAUGUGGGCUCGGGUGACGAGGCGGCGCUGGAGGUGAUCAGGGGCGCGGGCAUCUCGGCGCAGUCCUUUGCCGACUUUGUGGCGGGCGGCGAGGGGGCUGAGGUGGAGGCGGUGCCGCCCAAGCCAGACGACAUCUGCUGCAUCAUGUACACCAGUGGCACCACAGGCACCCCAAAGGGUGUGAUGAGCACGCACAGGAACUAUGUGACAGGGGUGGCGGGGGCGCGCACGAUGCUGAAGCAGGCGGGCAUCUCCUUCAGCAACGAGGACGGCAUGCUGUCCUUCCUGCCGCUGGCGCACUCGUUCGACCGGAUACUGGAGGAGCUGGCGCUGUGUGUUGGCGCGCACAUCGGAUACUGGCGGGGCAACGUGAAGCUGCUGAUGGAUGACGUGGCGGCGCUGCGCCCCACGCUGUUCAUUGCGGUGCCGCGCAUCAUCGAGCGCGUGGAGGACGGAGUGCGGGCCAAGCUGAAGAAGGCGGGGGGCAUAUCCCAGGCGCUGUUCAACGCAGCCUACAACUACAAGCUGUGGCUGCUGAAGCGGGGGGCGCCCUUUGCCGUGGCGGGCGCUGUGGUUGACAGCGUGGUGUUUGGGAAGGUGAAGCAGGCGCUGGGCGGCAGGGUGCGGUUCAUCGUGAGCGGCGGCGCGCCGCUGGCGCCGCACGUGGAAGACUUCUGCAACCUUAACUCACGCCCGCCGCCCCCCCCGCCCGCCUGCCUGUGCAUGCAGGGGUAUGGCCUGACCGAGACGACCGCCGCCCGCCGCCGACACACACACACACACACACACACACACACACACACACACACUCCCCCCCUGCCUGCAGUGGGCCCCCCGCUGUGCGCCACCGAGUUCCGGCUGGAAAGCGUGCCGGAGCUCAAGUACGACGCCCACGGCAGGCCGCCCAAGGGGGAGGUGUGCAUCCGAGGCCCCAUGGUGUUUGCAGGCUACUACAAGGCAAGUGCUAAGACCAAGGGCGAGUUUGACGCAGACGGCUUCUUCCACACUGGCGACAUUGGCAUGCUGAAUGAGCAGGGGUGCCUCAAGAUCAUCGACCGAAAGAAGAACAUCUUCAAGCUGGCUCAGGGCGAGUACAUCGCCGUCGAGUUCCUGGAGCAGCAGUACUCCAGCAGCCAGCUGAUCUGGGUGUACGGCAGCUCGCUGGAGAGCUCCCUGGUGGCGGUGGUGGUGCCCAAGAAGCAGUUUGUGGACCAGCACCCAGGCCUGGGCAGCCAGGAGGCCAAGAAGGCGAUGUUGGCGGAGCUGUCUGCCACGGGCAAGGCCAAGAAGCUCAAGGGCUUUGAGGCCAUCAGGGGUGUGCACCUGGUGGAGGAGCACUUCAGCAUCGAGAACGACCUCAUGACCCCCAGCAUGAAGCUCAAGCGCCCGCAGCUGCAGCAGCGCUUCCAGACCGAGAUCGACGCCAUGUACCGCGAGCUCAAGGCGGCGGCGGCUGCGCGCGGCUGA
Messenger RNA from Chlorella variabilis, 2010 nucleotides. RefSeq lists its product as hypothetical. The record is from RefSeq and is a predicted model, not a curated record. Gene Ontology annotation, molecular function: long-chain fatty acid-CoA ligase activity. NCBI's taxonomy places the organism in Eukaryota, Viridiplantae, Chlorophyta, Trebouxiophyceae, Chlorellales, Chlorellaceae. The transcript is spliced from 21 exons. Gene Ontology annotation, cellular component: membrane; endoplasmic reticulum. The coding region runs from base 1 to 2010 and encodes 669 amino acids.